This is a messenger RNA of Brachypodium distachyon (stiff brome), 692 nucleotides long. Its product is annotated as ABSCISIC ACID-INSENSITIVE 5-like protein 2. The transcript has 2 exons. Gene Ontology annotation, molecular function: DNA-binding transcription factor activity. The record is from RefSeq and is a predicted model, not a curated record. The coding region runs from base 71 to 511 and encodes 146 amino acids. Gene Ontology annotation, cellular component: nucleus. Gene Ontology annotation, biological process: positive regulation of DNA-templated transcription. NCBI's taxonomy places the organism in Eukaryota, Viridiplantae, Streptophyta, Magnoliopsida, Poales, Poaceae.
UCCGCACCUAGUCCUCUGCUCGUCCUCAUCCACUUCCCCCUGUCUCUGUUCCAAUCCACCGACAGAAGCAAUGUCGAGGGAGGAGGCGGGGGGCAGCCCGGGGCAGCUGAGCCUCAGCAGCUUCAGCUCCCUCUUCUCCGUCUCCAGCGCCACCAGUACCCCGACUCCACACCUGCCGCCGCUGCCAUCCCUCUCCCUCAGCAUCGGCGGCGGCGGCAACGACGAGCAGCCGCCGCUCUCCAGCAGCAGCGCCGUCAACCAAGAGGAGGACGAGCAGCGCAGCGUCCGGAUGAUGAAGAACAGGGAGUCGGCGCUGCGGUCGAGAGCGAGGAAGAGGGCGUACGUGCAGGAGCUCGAGAAGGAGGUCAGCCGCCUCGUCGACCACAACCUCAAGCUCAAGAGACAGUGCAAGCAGCUCAAGACGGAGAUGGCUGCGCUGGUCCAGGCCCAGCAGCAGCCAAGCAAGAGCCCGCAGUACAGAAGAACCCCCUCCUCAUCCACUCACUUGUAGCCAACUUGGAUCUAUCCGUCCGGGCUUAGAUGUCUUCUUUGCCUUUUUGUUUUUCUGCUUCAGUUAAGCCUCAAAGUGAUUUUGUUCCUGAGAUGGUCAAGAACAAAUUUCGCCAAAUAAUUUGCAGUGGCCACGGAGAAUUGAAGAAAUUAAACACCUGCAUAUCAUUCGAUUGCACUUA